UACUGCCAAAAUUAUGGAUACAUUUUCAAUUUCUUUUCGCUAUGGCGAAUAAUGUGACGUUUUUUUUAUUUCUUCUGUCACUCAUCUCUGCUGCCGUCGGCGCAGUUUUUCAGUGUUUUGGGUUGGCGCUAUAAAUGUACAGCUAAAACCACAACCAUAGUCACUGUUGUCGGCAGCAUCGACGUUCAUUUAUACGCGCUAUUGCGCCUGCAUAAAAGUAUUGGACAAAGCACAAAUUAUAUACAUACAUAGGUACAUAAGUAAAAUAUGAGUAUGUAGACCAGUACUUGUUCUGUCUUAAAGCAAAAUAAACUCUACAAGGUGUAGUAGCGAAGUGCACCGUGGAGACUUGGGUUCGCCGAUUGCUCGCGAAUGGCAUUUGGAAUGACGGAGGUGAUGAUGAUGAACAGUUGCGCUUACGAAGGCAAUUAUUGAAACAGGCCAACCAGCUAUAGGUAGACCAACAUAUACAUGCACGGAUUGCUUGCUGCCAAGCAGUGCCAGCAAAGCGAGCCUUCAUUGCUCCUUCAAUUCCGGCCACAAUAACUCCGAUAAAGGGAACGGUCACGCAAUGUCCACCAAGCGCACCAGCAAAUCAACUGAAACACAAAAAGAUGAAGCCACGCACUAUACCAAGCGGCAUUACAAUCACACGCCGUAGUCCUAUUAAUGUGGCUUCCUCCAAUUCGAGCAGCAACAAUACUAAUGCGGCCGCUACAGUUUCAAAUGCCAUGGCCAACAUGAGCAAUUCAUUAGCAACAAAAAUUUCAGCAGCUACAGUGGCUGCAACCAGUAAACUAAAUUCGAUGCUGUCCAAAACGACGACACCAAGUCUUCUUAAACAAAAUAUAGCUUCUUCGAUUAGUAGUGCUAAGGAAAAACAAACACCUGCUCCACCACGGCAGUUGCCAACGCAACAACUUAAUCCAAAACCACAACUGCAGCAGCAGCCUCCAUCGAAGCAACAACAGCCACAGCAAUUCCAGCAGGGCUUGCCGCUUUUGUCGCAAUUGCCACAGUUACAGCCAUCACCUUCGGUUUUACGGAAACGUUUAUCAACAGCAGCGUCCUCGCCUUCACAACAAUUACAAGCACAAAUGCAACAGCAACAGCAACAGCUACCAAAGUUGCAAAAAUCCAAACAACAAAAUCCGCCUAGAUUGCAGCAGCUUCUACAGCUUGAUCCACACGCACGCAAGCCUAGCACACCGCCCGCCACUAACAAACCAAUUCCAGCAGGUCCCAGCAGUACUUCAACAGGUUCUACGUCCAAUACCGCAUUGCUACCACUGAUCUCAUCGGUACAAUCAAUGGCGGCAGGCGCAACGCCACCGCUUCAAUUACUGGCUACACCACCGCAUAGUGCAGCCACAACUUUCAGUGAUCAGCAGCUAUUUAGCCCGAAAUUGAUGCAUACCACAUGCAGUUUGCCGCCAUCCACGACGGUAACAGCCUCGCGUCCACAAUCAUCUACCAGCACCAAUGCCAACAACAGCAAUAGUUUUAUAUCAAGUAAUAAUAAAAAUAUAAACAACAAUUUUAAAAUUAUGUUACCACCCAAAAGCAGCAAUAGCGCUGGCAUAAAUCUCCAAUCUCCCUCCACCGCUGCUACACCGGUAACGACAUCUCUAGCCAUACCAGUAGCUUUGCAGCAGUCAAGUUCCGGACCCCGCAUAGCCUAUGUGAAUAGCCUUGCGGCACAAAUCAAUCCAAUGCCCAGCAACAAUGCAGCCAACACUACAAACAAGCCCAAAACGUCAACAGCAACGGUUGUGCCAAUCGCACUAACGGCAGCCGCUCAACUGGCGUCAAUGGGAGCUCCUUCAACAUCGGGUGCAAACACUUCAACAUCUGCAUCUACGAAUUCAUUAGCAAGUGUGCGUCGUGUCAAGCCAACAACGCUGAUACGUAAAAAUGACGAGGCAUGGCUGAAGCGCACAAACCUUUCAACAGCAACAACAACAACUGGGAGAAAUUUCGAUGAUGAUGACUUAGUAUUAGAACUAUUGCCGCAUUCCACAAAUACCAAAUCGCACUCCCAAAUGGCAACACAAUUAGCAGGAGCGGUGCAAAACACAGCAAAGUCGCAAAAACCAUCAGCCCCAUCACUUUCAGUCCCUAACAAACCUACAUUUGCAAGCACCCAAAAAUCAGCCGUACAUAAGCCGGCCCUGUCACUGAAAAUCGAUCUAACUGAGUCGCCUGAUAAGACUACUACUCGAAGCGUAGAAACAAUCACAAUUUCACCAACGAUCUCGCCAUCGACGUCCGCACAAAAUAAGCCCGUAAAUCUAAUCAUAAAUGGUGAUGCUGCAACUCAAUCGACAAAAAGUAGUACAUUGAAUUCCAAUGAUAAAGGCAAGUCUUUUGACGAGCGACUACCACUUACGAGUGAUUAUGACGAACUGUUAAAAGUUUGCCGAGAAGCAGAUCCUUCAGCAGACAUGGAGAAGCUCGUCAAAUCAAAACUAAUAAAAUACUACUAUAACGUGCACCCAGACUUUGUGUGUUCGAAAGGAUUUAGCAAGAAUUUAAGAACGGUUAUUGCAAAUAUACGUAAGGAACCAGAUUUGGUAUAUCUGCACCUAAAGACAGUAGUUGACGAGUUGAAAGUACGCAGCAAGAACAAAGAAGCGGUGCCAACUUUGUUGGUAAGAAGCGAAGAAAAAAGUGAUAUUACUGCUUGUAGUAGUGGUACCAGGGAUAGAGAUCGGGAAUCUACUGCUGGCGGGGGUGCGGAAAGCGGUGAUGCAGUCGUUGAAGAAAUCGGCAGCACUGGUAACAAACACACUGACGAACAGAUCAAGAAAUUGAAUAAGGCAUUGUAUAUACUGACGAAGCGUAUUGAAGUGCUAGAAUCUACCGAAGUUGAUUGGGAAGAUGAAGAUUCAAGUUAUCUGCAAGUGGAGCGUUUUAAAAAGCGUGCUUGCCAGAUAUAUGAAAAAAUCUGUGAUCUUACUGGAGAGAGCAAGAAUGCACAUCGUUUGGUUAAGAAGCCAAUACAUUUUAAUGGUACCACCUAUACACAAUUCAAUAAGACACUGCAGGCGUAUGUAAAUCGCACGAAGGAGUUUCCCGAUUACUUCGACGUGCUGCGGAUGCUGGAGCACUGCAAUCGUCAAUACGCCUAUACUUUGGCAACUUUUGAAAUGAAGCGCAUCGCGCAUGAUGCCUUCAUGAAGGUUGGGAAAUUGCUGCAGUCGCGCCGGAAGACUGAUCUCUACGAAACCGUCACGCAUUUCACAGCUCACGAGAAAGACCCAGCCAGUGUAGAUCCCGCACUACAGGCGAAGUUAAGUGAAAAUCAAAAGAAACGGACACGUAUUAGUGACGUGAUUGAAAAAUUUGCGCGCGAACAGGAUAUGCUAAGGGAGGAAUUGAAAGAGGCACGUCAAACUAAAGUGGCGAAGAGGUUGAAAAGCGAAAGUAGCGCUGAUGAUGAAGAUGAUGCGAUCGCCAGCACUAGUGCCAAUGCUGCAAAUACUGCAGCGACACGAAAGAUCAAGAAGGAAAACGGAGAAGUAAUGACUAAUGUAAAUCGCAACGGUAACGAUGUUCUAGAUGAUGACGACGAGUAUGAAGAUGAGGAUGAAGAUGAGGAAGAGGAUGAGGACCAAGUAAAUGGAAGCGACCUAGAGGCGGACGUUGAUAAAUUGGCUAAUGGCAACCUUUCCGAUGUUGAAUCCGAUGUGGAAAUAGUUGUAAACAGUUCAAAAGACGAAAUAAACGAGGCAUCCAAAGUAAACGAUACAAAUUCGGUUCAACAACAAACAACAAUAGAUAAAAAUCCGAUAGCAACGAUUACAACCGAAGAAGUAGCGUGCUCAUCAACCAACACUCAGUCAAAGUCAGACGAAACACAAAAGGCACAAAACGCCGUUACGCCCACAAAUGCAACAGAAACGCUUUCGCAAACAAAAACAUCUGUAAGCAAUAAUGCAACGAGACAAAAGACUGUGGAUCCCUUAGCUGGCGCAGAACCUGCUACCACUACCGGAGUAAAAUCAGAUGAUGAUAGUAAGCAGGCAGUAUCCAUAGCAAACGGACGCAUGAAAACUGUCACGCAAGGCAGUCAAUCACCAACAAUAAAAAUAGUUUCCUUAUCAAGUUUAAAAAACAAAGAGGAUGUAGCUGACAGUAGCACAACUAUUGUGGAUAGCAAGCAGGCUAAUCAACGGGAUGCAUCAUCGACGAAAACGCCGAAUAAACGACAACGCACAGUUGCAGAAAUUGUCAUUUCCGACGAGGAAUCGUAGUUGUGGCUACAGGCGUUGCAGCAAUUUACUUAAUUUAGCUGUACAUAGCUGCUCAAUUUUAUUUUUGGGAAACACGCGAGAAUAGCAUAGCUAUUAUGAUAGAUAUCGAGUUUGGAUAUUAAAAGUUUAAAAUCACAGACCUAUCCUGAAAAACUUUAAAUCUUUGGCAACAUAUCAUAACUACAGUGUAUGUAACACCAAUAACUCCAAAUGACACAUAGCACAAUUGUAGCCAAGUUGAGUAAUAAAAAAUAAAAAAAAGUACUCGAAAUCCCAAAUACACCUUCAAAAUCUGGAUUUAUUUUUGCUCAUAACUUUAGCUUAACUUUUUCUUAACUGAUAUUCAAUUUUUAUAGGCGCUAAUAACGAUAUACAUAUAACUUACAGUAUGAUAAAAAAAAAUUUGGGAUUAUUACCGUAAUAUGAAAAACAACUUUAUAAUCAAAAAAUCAGUAGAAAUUUCAAUUUUUUUUUAAGCCUACGGUAAUGGUCCCACUAUUUUUUAUUAUUAUAUGGUAAGUUAUAUAUCGUUAUAAGCGCAUAUAAGUUCUCUUUCCAGCAACAUAUUGAAUAUCGGUUCAGAAGGGUUAAAUUUGUGGGCAAAAAGCCACCGAAAGCGGUUUUUUGACCCUACGUCCAAAUUUUGAGGUCGUAUUUGGUAUUUUGUGUCUGCACUUUUUUAACUAGGCCCACAAUAUGUGCAAUGUGGCAUUCGAAGUUAA
Messenger RNA from Rhagoletis pomonella (apple maggot), 4978 nucleotides. RefSeq names its product daxx-like protein. Bases 615 to 4256 code for a protein of 1213 amino acids. The record is from RefSeq and is a predicted model, not a curated record. Gene Ontology annotation, molecular function: histone binding. NCBI's taxonomy places the organism in Eukaryota, Metazoa, Arthropoda, Insecta, Diptera, Tephritidae. The transcript is spliced from 5 exons.